AUGAUCUACGGUCAAACCAACUGCGCCAAAACGUUUUCGUUGAAGCCCUUGAAGUGCAUCUUUGAUGACCGAUUGUUUGACAAUCCUGCGAAUGACAAGUACGCUUGGGUUGGUGCCGACAAGGCAGAGGUGAUUCUCUUGCAAGAUUUUCACUUCAGCAAAGAAGUCAUCACAUGGAAAGAUCUCCUCCUACUUGAAGGAGAGACGGUUAAGCUACCUGCUCCCAAGAAUCAUUUUGCCAAUUAUGUUGUCAUAUCUUCUGAUGUCCCGAUUUUCGCAACGUCAAAAGCACCUAUAGUGUACAAAGGGCCUUACAACGUGGAACACGAGCGUGAAACAGAGAUGAUGAACAGUCAUUGGAGAAUGAUCUGCUUCAAACAUGCAUUCAAGGAGAAAGAUCAAAAGAAG
Molecule: messenger RNA, 408 nt
Organism: Paramuricea clavata
Lineage: Eukaryota; Metazoa; Cnidaria; Anthozoa; Malacalcyonacea; Plexauridae
Source: the annotation of a GenBank genome assembly